GGAGCAACCAGCACGUCUGUCACAAGUUUAGACUGAAACGUCACCCUUUUGACCAAUCAGAGACGUGGAAAGAUUUCUAACUUCCGGGUCUCCCACUAACAACCAUGCGGUUCCGGUUCUGUGGGGAUUUGGAUUGCCCCGAUUGGGUGCUGGCCGAAAUCAGUACAUUAGCAAAGAUAUCGAGUGUGAAGAUGAAACUCCUUUGUGCUCAAGUGCUGAAGGAUUUACUGGGUGAGGGUAUAGAUUAUGAAAAGGUAACAAAACUGACUGCAGAUGCAAAGUUUGAGAGUGGAGACAUUAAAGCCAGCAUAGCAGUUCUCAACUUUAUUUUGUCCAGCGCUUCAAAACAUGAUGUCGAUAGUGAAUCUCUGUCCAGUGAACUGCAGCAACUCGGCCUGCCAAAAGAGCAUGCUACGGGGCUUUGCAAAUCUUAUGAAGACAAACACUCUGCACUUCAAGACAAAUUAAAAGAAACCAGCCUGAGAUUAAGAAGACUGGACUCAGUUUCCUGGCGUGUGGAUUACACUCUGAGCUCUAGUGAACUCGGAGAGGUGAAUGAACCCCUGAUUCAUCUUAAACUUCAGACCCAUGAAUCAGAACCAGGCUCCUCUGACACUACAGUGGUCUCAGUUUCACAGGAUAAGUUUCGAGUUUUGCUUACUGAGCUUAAACAGGCACAGGCCUUGAUGAACGCACUGCAAUGAAGAACGGAGAACAAACCAUUGACUGGGAGCAAGUAACAAAUGAUUUUGAGGAAAUGUCACAAGUGCCAUAUUUACAUGUUGUACAGUAUUAACUGUGUGCUUGAUUUUGUUCAUAUCCAAUGUUAAAAUAAAGUUAAAUUUCUUACUUGAAUGUUA
Molecule: messenger RNA, 860 nt
Organism: Cyprinodon tularosa
Lineage: Eukaryota; Metazoa; Chordata; Actinopteri; Cyprinodontiformes; Cyprinodontidae
Gene: commd4
Product: COMM domain containing 4
Exons: 8
Coding region: 105-704 (199 amino acids)
Source: RefSeq, a predicted model, not a curated record